AUGGCUGAUGAACGAUUUUCUUUUAUAUACUUAGCGUCAAGACGCUGCAGCGUCUCUAGAAAUAAUUGACCACGACAGUGUAGUGUAGUUUGUUGAACUAUGUAUUUGGAAUGUGUAAUGGAAAAAUUCGAAUUUGAAAACAAAUAUGCUAUAGCUUUUGACGAGUUACGUUUAAAAAUUAACCGUAUCCGGUUCGUCCGUGGAGUGAAAUCAUCGCGGUCAUCUUAUCUAGCGGUUCGAAUGUUUUUGUCGCGGUUUCCUGAAGCCUCUGCGUCGUCUCGUCGUAUAUAAACCGUCGAUUUAUUCAGUGCUGUAUCAGAGAUGGGUGAUUCUGACAAGUCUACGAGAAUUCGCGUUUGCGUUAUUGGAGCAGGAGCGGCUGGCCUUUGCGCCGCUAGACACUUGGCGAGCGAAACGCGAAACUUCGAGCCCGCGGUUUUCGAACAGCAAAAUGAUGUCGGUGGCACUUGGAUUUACGAAGAAAAAAUCGGCCUCGAUGAUCAUGGAUAUCCCAUACAUUCGAGCAUGUAUGCAAACUUGAGAACGAAUUUACCAUUAAAAUUGAUGAGUUUUCCGGACUACUUGACACUGGGACAAUCGACCGAUGCUGCUUGUGGAACUCAUCAGGAUGUUCUGCAUUACUUGCACGAUUAUGCUGAUCAUUUUCAACUUCGUCAAUACAUCCAGUUCAAUACCAGAGUCGAAUGCGUUCGUCCAGUGAUAAAUGCAGAUCAUUGGAAAAAAACCAGUUGGAAAGUUCGAGUGAGAAACAUAAAAACCCAAGUACUCGAGGAGAAAGACUUCGAUGCAGUUGUGAUUUGCAACGGUCAUUUUUUCGAGCCGGACAUACCACUGAUACCGGGUAUCGAAACAUUCCCUGGGAGUGUGAUGCAUAGCCACGAAUAUAGGAAACCAGAUCAAUUUGAGGGGAAACGUGUGAUCGUCUUGGGAGCCUCUUCUUCAGGCAUUGACAUCGGUAUCGAAGUCGCAGGCAAAGCAAGUCAUGUUUAUCUCAGUCACAAUCAUGAAAGAUUGAACGGUUCUUUGCCCUACAAUAUGACGCAGGUGGCUGGAGUUGAGAAAAUAAGCAACAAACAAUUCACUUUACGGGAUGGUACGAACGUUGAGGUCGAUUCUUUCAUCUAUUGCACCGGUUACAAAUACACCUUCCCAUUUUUGGAUGAAAGCUGCUCAAUAAAGAUUGACGAGAACUAUGUCAGUCCUUUGUACAAGCAUUUGGUCAAUGUCGAACAUCCGUCGAUGUGCAUCGUUGGAAUUCCUACCACGGUCAUUCCGUUUGCUCUUUUCCAUAUGCAGAUAAAAUACUAUUUGAGAGUAUUGAGGGGAAAAGUGUCACUGCCAACGAAGGCUGAAAUGCUUGAAGAUUCAAAGUUGAAAUCAACGAAUAAGAGACACGCUCACACGCUCGGAAAUCAACAGUUCGAUUAUAACGAUGAUUUGGCGAUAUCCGGGAGCUUCGAGAGACUUCCAGCUUAUUAUAAAAACGGUUAUUUGGCUUGGCACGAAGCCCGAGCCGGAAAUCUUUUGAAUUACAAAGACAGCAAGUUCGUCAUAUUGCCGGACAAUGUUAACGUCCAAAUAACGCCAGCAACGUUACCAGCUUAAUUGGCAAACAAAAAAACCUCUGAUAUUGUUUAAGCUCCUGAGGAUUCCGGUCGGCCGUGAAGUUGAUCUGAAUGGAAUGCAUUUUGAGUUGUAAAUAUUGGUACUUCGAAAUCAGCCUUUGAAAAAGCAUUAAAAAUUCGUAUUUUCCAUAGACAAUUUCAUCUUAAAACUAUUCUACAAAAGUCUAGAAAAUUGAUGACCAAGUUAUGAUUAUUAUUGUGAAAAUAUUGAAAAAUGUGUAGAUUCUAUUGAGCAUUCAAAGUUCAGGGCCAUAUCACGAGCCCAUUCGAAUAAUUAUCUUUUCAAGAUUAUGCUUUUUCUUUAGUGUAAAAAAGUAAUUAAAAAACAGAUAUUAAGUGAAAAUAAAGGUUUUAGGUGAUGUAA
Molecule: messenger RNA, 2010 nt
Organism: Venturia canescens
Lineage: Eukaryota; Metazoa; Arthropoda; Insecta; Hymenoptera; Ichneumonidae
Product: flavin-containing monooxygenase FMO GS-OX-like 4
Exons: 7
Coding region: 322-1626 (434 amino acids)
Molecular function (GO): N,N-dimethylaniline monooxygenase activity; NADP binding; flavin adenine dinucleotide binding
Source: RefSeq, a predicted model, not a curated record